GUCAACGUCAACGGACGUGUGCCCUCGCGAGUUUUUUGAUGAUUUUCGAAACAAAAAUCUCAUACGGAAUACGAAACUUUUUUGAUUUUCUAACCUAUCCACAAAAGACUGACACUCAACCAAGAAGUUGAACCGACACAGUGACUAGUGGGAUAAAUAUAUCUAUAAGCAUCAAAAAUAUUGUAAAACCACCCGCAAAAAUAACAAAUUCCACGCGCCGUGCAAAAGUCUUCUCCCAAAAGGAAAACAACAACAAAAAAUAUUAAAAGAAAACAAACAACCAAAGAAAACGGCAAAGUUUUAAAGGAAAAUUAUUGAAGUGAAUUGUGUAUUGUAUCUCUGUAUUAAUUCUGUGUUUAUGUGUGUUAAAAACGAAAAUUCAAUAAGCAGCAUUUUUUGAGGAAAAAUCAAGCAGAACUCAAUCUUUGGACUAAGACUCUAGCGGCAGCUUUGCCGCCAAGCGAUGAGGAUGAUGAUCAGCUGGAAGCAAAUUUGACACGCAGCCAAGGAGGAGAAUAAUCCAUUGGAAUAGAAUUAUAAAUAUAUAUACAUAUUUCCAAACGACUCGACUCAUCCCAAAUACAUAAAAAACACACCAAAAGAGCGAAGAAGACAUCUCACACAUCCUCACUCUCACACACACACACUCAUACACACACACACAAAUGUGGAAAAUGUUGGAUAUGAUGGAUAUGACCGAUGCCGAACUCUUUAUGUUUGAGUGCGAUGAAUGCGCCGGCAUGCCAUUGGCCCCACCACCACAAUUCUUCCUGCCACCACCGCCAAGGCCGCCCAGUUUGGCCGAAUAUACCGUUGUGCCGCAGGAUUGCAAUGAGGAGCAAUUGGCACAACAGCAAUGGGACAGCGAUGUCUGCCAGGCCAUGCCGAUCUUGGAUGCCAGUUUAUAUAGCAGUCAAUCGUUGGCCACCUCUGCGAUGAUAGCCGUCUUCUCCCUGCUCUUGGUCUUGAUUGUGCUCAUCUCUUCGCUUUUUGUUUGGAAAAACAAACGUAAAGUGCAAAAUCUGUUGCCCUGCAAAACGCCCACACGAGGUCCUUUGAAUGGGGCAAUGCCACUGGGUAGCGGCGACAACUCAUCGCUUCAUCAUCAUCAUCACCAUCAUCAUCAUGGCAUGUAUGAGGAUCCCGAUGCGCAUUUGGGGCACCAUAGGCCAUUGGUCAUGCGGCAUCAUCAUCAUCCGCAUCAUCAUCAUUAUCAGCAGCAGCCACAGCAUCCGCAGCAACAUCACACCGAGCUGUUGCAAGGCAAAAGUAUUCACUACCCAAGUGGCUAUCCAAUGACUCGUUCGCCACCAUUUCUGGUUAGCUCAUCGCCUGGUCCAGAUCCCUAUCGUUCCAAUGAUAAUGUCUACGAGGAAUUGGGUCCCGGACGCGUAGAUUCAGAUGGCGAAUCUGAGCCGCCAUUGCAUUCCGAUGAUGAUUUUGCCGAAGAUGAACUAUCACUGCCAGGUGAAUGUAGUUUCCAGAAGGAAAUCAAUACAAACACAAUGUCAGCCAGUAUGACACCGUAUCACGAGAGGCAAGCAGCUGGAGGAGCAAGUGGGGGAACAACUGUGGCAGCAUCAACAUCUGGUGCAUCCAGCAGUCUCUUGCCCUUGGCGGCCACCCAAGAGCGCCACAGUGUUCUGAGUAGUGGCUCAUCCACAGGACAGGAUGCAUCAACUGCCACAGCCGCCUCCACGACGAGCAACAAUAACAACAACAACAUCAACAAUGACAUGGCCCUGAUGUCUUCUCGCCGGACUCCACGCAUGCGUCAACCACGUUGCCAACCCAACGAUGAUCUCAACAAUAGCAGCUCGACGGCAGAGAUUGCCGAUCUGGCACCACUCUACGAUAAUCGUAGCAAUCUCAUGUCACUCGGCUACAUGGCCCGAUCGACUGCCCCGCAAUUCUACAAUACCCUCGAACACGAAGUGGAGCGCAGGAAUCGCAUCAAUGCCCAGCUAAGCAAGGCACCAGGUCCACCAGCGCCUCUGUCCACCAUCUAUCGGGAACGUAUCCGUUACCCCGGGGCCCAGCAUUAUCCAGCCAAUAGCACCAGUGGCCUCCUGGCGGCCACCAUGCGUACCAGAACCCAACCCCGCAUUGUGGAUCGUCGCCUGGGUCCGCAUCAGCAUCAGCACCAUCGCAUACAUGCUGCUCCACUGCCGCCUUCAGAGCCCGCCUAUGGCUAUGCCGAGCCCAUGAUGUACAAUGCCAACUAUUACUAUGAGAGUGCGAAUCCUAUGGGCGGGGGAGCACGUCCCUAUGCCACUGCUAGCACCACCACCUCCUCGGAAUACAGACAACCCUAUGGUGACUCUAGCUUUGGCUCUGAUUCCGGUUACAGCCACCAUACGCCAGCAAGUUCGAUUGGACGACAGGAUUACGAUCUGGCCGAGCCACAAUUGCAUCUGCAACUACACCAACAGCCACCCUCCAAGCCCAACAAGUUGUCGGCCGCCUUGAGUUUUGGCUGGAACAAGAGCAUUGGCCGCAAGCAGGCCGCCACCGCUUCCGCUUCCACAGCAAGCCAACCGACAAUUGUUUCGGGCAGCAGCAGCAAUGAGGCAACCAGUCCAAAUAAUAAUAGCAGUCCCUGCUCCACAGUCACCUCUCAGCUGGACAACAAUAAUGCCAGCAGUAGCUUAUCGCCGGCAUAGAUGGCUAGCCACUCAACAAAUGUGAAUAGGAGAGGCUUCCUUCCCCUUCCGGCCUCUCUCCAUGUACAGUUAGUCUAAGUCUCCUUGUAAGUUGUAAGCUAUAUAAGUCCUAUAUCAAUUUUUCAGUCCUGCGUGUACAUCGUGAAAGCAAUAGAUAUCUUAGCUAGAACAAAAACAAAAACCGAAAACUAAACUAAAGCUCUAUUUGCCAUCAAGUCACUAAGAAGCAAACCGUGUAACUUUAGUUAAUAAUAUGUAUUUAGCGAAACAAAGAACUUAUAGCUCUUAAGUGUUUUUCCAAUGUGAUUGCCAAAUUCUACAAUAUUUAAAACAAAACAAAACAAAAACCAAUCGAAAGCGAUAACUUAUUUAUAAUGUAAAAAAAAACACUAAAACUAAUGCUAAAUUUAAAUCCCUUGUCAAUACGUUACUUUUAGGUUAAAUUUAUUUUAAUUUGUUUGUUAUUUUAGUUUGGUAAGCAAAACAGAAGGACAGAGACGAAAAACAAGAAAACAAAUGCAAAGAAAUGCCUACAAAAAAUAUA
Molecule: messenger RNA, 3207 nt
Organism: Drosophila willistoni
Lineage: Eukaryota; Metazoa; Arthropoda; Insecta; Diptera; Drosophilidae
Gene: pxb
Product: TSC22 domain family protein 1
Exons: 5
Coding region: 666-2663 (665 amino acids)
Source: RefSeq, a predicted model, not a curated record